Molecule: messenger RNA, 1342 nt
Organism: Momordica charantia (bitter melon)
Lineage: Eukaryota; Viridiplantae; Streptophyta; Magnoliopsida; Cucurbitales; Cucurbitaceae
Product: GDSL-like Lipase/Acylhydrolase superfamily protein
Molecular function (GO): hydrolase activity, acting on ester bonds
Source: RefSeq, a predicted model, not a curated record
UGCCUUGCCCCUCCCCUGAUCUCCACAAAACUUCCUAAUGAGAAAAUUUGAAGGUUUGAAGAACAUGAUCACCCAGCGGCGUCGUUUCGGCGCUGCUGCCUCUACUCUUGUUCUCGUUCUCGUGCUCAUGAAGUGUUCCGAAGAGAUGGUUUCGGCAGAGUAUCGCUAUCGGUAUGGGGUUUCGUCGGUCUUCGUGUUUGGGGACUCUCUGGUGGAUGUUGGCAACAAUAAUUUUCUUCACUCGGCUGCCAGAGCCAAUUUCUACCCUUAUGGGGUUGAUUAUCAUGCUGGUCCUACUGGCAGAUUCUCCAAUGGCCAAACUGUUAUCGAUAUGUUUGUGGACAUGCUUCGAAUUCCCAAUGCUCCGGAAUUUGCGAAUCCAGACACUACCGGAGACAAAAUACUUCAUGGGGUCAACUACGCUUCCGCGGCUGCUGGCAUCCUCGACGAGACCGGCAGACACUACGGGGAGAGGUACAGCCUGAGCCAGCAAGUGGUGAACUUCGAAAACACUGUGAGCGACUUAAGGCGAACGAUGAGCAGUGGGAAUCUCACAAAUUAUCUAUGCAAAUCCAUAGCCUUUUUGGCGUUUGGAAGCAACGAUUACAUCAACAACUACCUCAUGCCCACUCUAUACAAUUCCAGGCUCAGAUACACCGCUCCUCAGUUCGCCAAUCUCCUCCUCAACCACUACGCUCGCCAGCUUCUCGCUCUGCAAAGCAUGGGGUUGAGAAAGUUCGUGGUCGCCGGAGUGGGGCCGCUGGGCUGCAUCCCGAACCAGAGGGCCACUGGGCUCGGCCUUCCCGGCCGGUGCGUCGACAAUGUGAACCAGAUGCUCGGAGAUUUCAAUGAAGGGCUGAGAUCCCUUGUGGUUCAGCUCAACACCCAGAACCCUGACUCCACCUUCGUCUACACCAACGUCUAUGGCAUUUUCGGCGACAUCUUGAACAACCCUGAUACCUACGGGUUUCGAGUGGUGGACACAGCGUGCUGUGGAGUGGGGCAGAACAGAGGAGUCAUAACGUGUCUCCCGCUGCAAUUUCCAUGCCUGAACCGCAACGAGCACGUGUUUUGGGAUGCCUUCCACCCAACGGAGGCUGCCUCCGCCGUGCUCGCCGGCAGAGCUUUCCGAGGCCCGCCCUCCGAUUCCUACCCCAUCAAUAUCCAACAGUUGGCGCUCAUCUAGCCCGCCCACAACUUUCAAUCCACCAACCGUCUCUCAAUUCUGUACUCUGUACUAUGUUUCUAUUAAUAUACUGUCUCUGCGUGUUCGUGUGUUUGUGGUUUCUCAAGUGAAGAAACAAAAUGUAUGAAUAUGAAUAUGACUCACUCUUCGCUCUUC